Messenger RNA from Prorocentrum cordatum, 547 nucleotides. The record is from the annotation of a GenBank genome assembly. Lineage: Eukaryota; Dinophyceae; Prorocentrales; Prorocentraceae.
CGCGGACCUCCUGGCGGACGCGCGGCGGGAUUUCCGCGACCUGGGCGCCAGCGACGUGCCCGUGAGCAUGCUGUCGAGCUGGGGCUACGGGCCCAUCUCGGGCGACGGCGUGAUCUUCGCCAACUACUCCCUGCUGGUGGCGGCCCGCGGGGGCGGCGGCGACGACCAGAGCCCCACGAGCUCUCGCCUGGGCCAGGUGAUCGACUGGCUGCGCGGCGGUGCGGGCAGCGCGCAGGGCCUCAUAGCGCUCGACGAGGCGCACUGCGCCAAGAACGUGGGGCAGACCGUCCUGCAGGGCUCCCGGGCGGGCAUGUGCGUCUCCGAGCUGCAGCGCGCGUGCCCCUCCGCGGCCGUGCUCUACGCGAGCGCCACGGGCGCCACGGAGAUCCGGCACCUGGGCUACCUGGAGCGGCUGGGGCUCUGGGGGCAAGGCCGACCCCACGCGACCUUCGAGGAGCUGCGCGCGGCGGUGGAGUCGGGCGGCCUCGCCGCCAUCCGAAGAAGACAGGUCGGCGUGCACGUGUGCUUCGGGGGUCCACGUGGAUAA